Oncorhynchus keta (chum salmon) is the source of this 1639-nucleotide messenger RNA. RefSeq names its product ubiquitin-associated domain-containing protein 2-like. Gene Ontology annotation, molecular function: protein binding. The coding region runs from base 149 to 544 and encodes 131 amino acids. The record is from RefSeq and is a predicted model, not a curated record. The transcript has 3 exons. NCBI's taxonomy places the organism in Eukaryota, Metazoa, Chordata, Actinopteri, Salmoniformes, Salmonidae.
GAGAGUUUACCCAGGAUCGGAUCCACUCUUUGCGUCCCUGGACUACACCUCUCCGUUCUUCGUGGCCUUUCUCCGCUGGAGAUCUAUUGGCGGAUUGGAUUGUCUGACUGACCGACUGACUACCACCUUUUUGUAUACGAAUGGCCUAAUGAACUGGAACAGAUUUUUCCCAUCGCUGAGACACAGAGGACAGAACCUUCCCCCAGAGCCACAACCACACCCCUCUCCACCACUGCAGCCACACCCCUCUCCACAGCAGCCACACCCCUCUCUACAGCAGCUCCACCCCUCUAUACAGCAGCUCCACCCCUCUCUACAGCAGCUCCACCCCUCUCCACCGCUGCAGCUCCACCCCACAGCUCCACCACUGCUGGAGCCCACAGCUCCUCCCUUGGUCAACACUCCUGUAGCUGAAGAACAGGUGAGCACUGUUGCCAGAUUGAUGGAGAUGGGCUUCUCCAGAAUAGAUGCUCAGGAUGCCCUCAGAGCGUCCAACAACGACAUCAACGUGGCAACCAACUUUCUACUGCAGCAUUUAGGGUAGGGAGGAGUUUGAAAGAUGUAGAACCUGAGAGAGAAAAACAACAGAGGGAACAGAAUGAAGUGUGUGUCUGGUCCAGUGAGCAGGGUCCUGGGGGUUUGAGGCUGAAGAGUGGGUCUGAUCCAGUGAGCAGGGUCCUGGGGGUUUGAGGCCAGGGGGACCGGCCUGCUCUGGAGCUCCAGAGGACUACACAGAGAAUAACUCAACACAGACUACACAAUUACUAGGAGGAAAGGAGAGAGGAGGACAGUAAUGCUGCUGCUGUCCACCGUGCUUCCUGAAGGGUGAAGAGGGCUGUCCACAGUGCUUCCUGGUAGUGGGUGCUCAGCCCUGUUCCAGAUAGUUUGGAUACUCUGUCCUGUCACCUUGCUGCUGAAGGACAGAAGAUGGAGGAUCAGAAGGCUGCUAUUCUCAGGGCUUGUUGCAUCUAGUGUCUUCUCUAUACUCUAUAUAUAGCAUUACCAUGGUUCAUUUCGGCUUCCUCCACCUCACACACACCUUCGCCCAGAAAACAUACACACACAUUCGCCAGUCCCUAAAGGUUUUAUUUUGUGUCAUUUGUCCAUGGACAGUGAUUACAGGAGUUUGUUUGCUUGACUUCUGCAGAAUUAAUCUAAAAUCUUAAAGUGGUUUGAAAUGAGGAGAAUAUACUAAAUUAUGGAAACUGUCAAUCUUGUAUACUCAAUGAAAAACGUCUGCACAUGUAAUACUUAGUGGAUGGCUUGUAUGUUUAGCUGCUCAGUGGCUACAUUCUGGUUAACGACACUAUGGAAUAAAAUCAUGGUGACAAGAUAUUAAUUAUUUAAACUGUUUCACUAGUUUUUCACAAAAUCAUUGAGGAUUUAACACUUAUUUAUAUAAUUUGUAUUUACUUUUUGUUUUAUGUGACUGACUGUAUAAACGGAGGUGUGCUUGUUGUUUGGUUAAACCUAUGCCUGUGUGGUGUUAUUAUGCUACAGAUUACAAAUGAUUAACAAUUUAACAAACUGCUUCCAACCACUGAAAUAUAUGCAAUGUGCUCUGCUGUGGUAACCGUGCUGCCCAUACAGCGUUACAACAGUAUAAUGGCCUAAUGAAUAAACCUACCUCUCACCUUAA